Messenger RNA from Ctenopharyngodon idella (grass carp), 3195 nucleotides. It is a transcript of the gene fastkd1, whose product is annotated as FAST kinase domains 1. The record is from RefSeq and is a predicted model, not a curated record. The transcript has 15 exons. Gene Ontology annotation, cellular component: mitochondrial matrix; ribonucleoprotein granule. Gene Ontology annotation, molecular function: RNA binding. Bases 390 to 2891 code for a protein of 833 amino acids. NCBI's taxonomy places the organism in Eukaryota, Metazoa, Chordata, Actinopteri, Cypriniformes, Xenocyprididae. Gene Ontology annotation, biological process: regulation of mitochondrial mRNA stability; mitochondrial RNA processing.
AGAUACUUUUUCGAUCACAGGGUCUGACUUUUAUUUUGACAAACAGAAUGACUUUUGGCUGUGCGCGUCAUCAAACAGGAAGCCAGUAGUAACACACACACACAUGCCCUUUUCUGUUUAAUCGGUUGAUAAAAGAUUGUUUUAACAUGCACGUCAAGCAGCAGCGCGUAUCUGUUUGACUGUAAACUUAUCAGACCACAUCUUUCCUCUAACACGUGAUCUGUUGCAGCAUAGGACACUCAUGCUGUGUUACAUGUGUGUUAUGGCAAUGGCAUGGCAGCUUGAAGAAGUGCUCUAGCUGACAUGGACAAAACUGGAUGAUCUGAUUCUCCGGUACAUCUGAUCUCUUUAGUAUGUGGAGAGACCUCUGACAGCGGCCGUCCUCUGCCAUGUUUUGGCUCCAAUCUCUUCGGGUAUGUUCCCGAAGGCUGUUUCACAGUAGGGUCGUCAGCCGUGACCAACUUCUAGACCAGCUUCAGGCGUGCUCUGCUGAGGACCAGGUGUUCGAUGUGGUGGGCCGGAACAAAGCCAAGCUGUCCGUUAACCAUGUGAGCUGUGCUAUUGGACUGCUGUGGCAGUUUCAAAGGGAGCGGCCGCAGAUGCUCAGGACAUUUGAGUCUGUCCAGAAUCACCCGCAGUUCCUGACGCUUCGAGUUCUGGCUGAAAACAAGAUCAGCCUCAUGGAUGACGGUUCGGUGGUGGAAAUGCUUUAUGAUGUGCUCAGGCUUAAAGUAGAACAUCACGACUCUCUUGUGCAGCAGUUGGUGACAGAGGCUUGGAACAGACUGGAGAGAUUCCAGAUGACGACACUUUCAAAGUUUGCAGUUUGUCUGAGUGAUCAGUUCCUGCAGCACAGCCCUCUGAUGGGUCAGAUUACUCAAAUAGUGAGUCAGAGAAUGGACUCCAUUCAAGACGCCAGAGUGCUGACACCCUUGAUGAUCAGUAUUUUUGCCCUGGUGUCGCCACAACUGCGGGACGCGCUGCUUAAAAAAGCCGACACCCUUCUAGACAAAAUGGACCCGUUUCACUUCAACAACCCCAGAAGGGUGGUGCAGUUCCUCCGAAACAUCAGAUACGUCCAUCGACCCCUCCUGGAGAAAUGCAACCAGCUUCUCCUGCAGAACGUCGCCCAACUGGACGCAGAGCACAUCAGCAUCAUUCUGGGACUGUAUCAGUCGAUGCAGUACAAUAACUGUGAUUUCCGACUGGCUGCGAAACAGAGACUCGUAGAGUUGGUGGACACGAGCACCGAUCCUGCCACUUUCACCAAACUCUUUGCUUCACUAGGACCAAUGGCAGGGCAAGGUGUCAGAGAGGGGUUAGAGAGUACUGCGCUGCUAUUGGCUGAUGAGCUGAAUCCCCACCAGGCUUUAGGUGUGGUGGAGACAAUGGAGGAGAUGCAAUGCAGGAACCUUCAGUUGAUAAACAAGAUGGCAGCAAUACUCUUCAAGAAUCUGGAGACGUAUCGGCCAGUGGAAAUUGCUCGAAUAACUCAAUCUCUCAUCCUGCUCCACUGCCAGAAUCCUGAGAUCUUCUCCAGACUGAAAGCCAAACUGCUGCAUUUCCUGCAGGGCAGUGUGUACCCGUACGAGGUGACCAUGCUAACUAGGGUUCUGUCCAUGCUUCCUUCUCGCCAUCUCGACGAGGGUGUCCUUUCCCGUGUGGAAGCCGUGCUCCCGCAGUGCAACCUAAAUGACCUCAACACUUACGCUGUGGUCGUCGCCAAGUGGAUUCGCAACGACCCCUCGUACCGGCACAACACGCCCAGCAAGUACGUCCGCCUGCUCCAGACCCUGAACCGCUGCGGACGUGAACGGCUACACAAGUUGGACCGUCUGGAUGUGGUGCUGGAGGAAGUGAAGUACUUGUCGGGGGAGUGGUUUGAUGAGAUGCUGCUGGAGGAGUCUAUGCUCACCUUGCAGAGACUGCUUGACCAGAUAUCCUGGACUAACGUGCAUGACGUGGCCGUUUAUCUGACCAGGACUAACUACUUCUGUGCCGUGCUGCUGGAUCGAAUCGCUAGUAUGACGAUUGAAAAUAUAGACAAGAUUCAUUACUCUGCAACAUAUGCCACUUUGCUGCCUUUUGCUGUACUAAAUUAUGACCCACCGAUGGCAGAGGAGUUUUUUGAUGCCUGCAUUCGACAUUUCACUCCAUACAUUAGUUCAUUUGACCCUCACCUGCUGGUUCUCUUGGCGUACGCACUGGCUUUGGCUGAUUAUUUCCCAGAGGAGGUGGUCCGAGAGAUAUUCAACGUGGACUUUCUUGCAAAGUUGGAUGCCCAUCUUGAGACCUUGCCGGAUGCUCUAAACAUGCGCAUACGUCUCCGUCUCAUGGAGCUGAAUCGGGCCGUGUGUCUGGAGUGCCCUGAGUUCCAGGUGCCCUGGUUUCAUGAGCGCUACUGUAAACAGCUGCAGAAGAGAGCCAACAGCUCCACUAGUCCAAUUCAGCAGCAGAUCCAUAAGAUGCUCGGAGAUGUCCUGGGUGGGAUCAACUGUGCUAAAGUAGGAGUGCUGACUCCAUACUUCUAUACUGUCGAUUUUGAACUUGUCCUGGAUCGUCAUCUUCAGCCGAUACCGUACAGCGAGCCGAGUCGGCUGCAGAUCACUGAGAACGGAAACGUUCACUGGGAGUCUGGAUCGGCAGACAGAGAGAGGACGGAGCUGCCGCCAGGAGCUCGCCGCAUUGCCUUGGAUUUCUUGGACUCCAAAUCCUUCUGCAAAAAUUCCCGACACAUGAAAGGGGAGGCCAUGAUGAAGAAAAGACAUCUGGAGAUUUUAGGAUAUCAUGUGUUACAGAUUCCCCACUUUGAAUGGAACUCAAUGGAGCUUUCCACAGAAGAUGCAUGGAAAGAAUAUCUGAGGAAGAAAAUAUUUGCUGACUUACCCUAAGAAUGAAUCUAAAUACCUCUUAAAAUUAUAAACAUUAAAACAUGCAGUGCAAUCAAAUGAUUGUACAUCAGGUCAUCCUUCAUUUGAGCUGCUAAAUAGCACUGCGAUUUUAUAUUAAUUCCUCAUUUUGUAAUAAAUUAUUAAGAUAUUGCUCGGGUAAUAAAUAUAUUACUCAAUGUCACUGUUUUCAUUCAUUCAAGAAAGAAAUACAUACAUGUUUGCGUUUAAAUGUGUAUUUAUUAUGCACUUUAUAUAAAAGAAAAGAAUGUAUAUGGAAAAAAAGUAAAUUUAAUUUUGACAUCCA